CGGUAACUUGCUGAGGUGGCAACACUGGUGAUGCUGCUGCAGUAUUUACAAGUGUCAGCUGAUCCUCCCACGCACACUUUCUGUAUAGAAACAUGCUUUGGUAUUAUAAAAGUUUAUGAAGAAAAACAAGUUCAGAAAAAGUAUGAAAUAGAUGAUGAGUCAUUCAAGUGGUUCCCCAACAAGUUUGACUGAGUUUGGGCCCCUAACACCUGAUGAAAAGCCUCAGGGUUAUGGAUUUUCCUUUUCUAAGCUCUUUCAAAGAGCAGUUCGAGGAGCAACAGGCUCAUCGAGGUCCAGCACUCCAUCAGAUCAACAGAAGCAGGAUCAGCAUGAUCAAGUUGGGAGUAGCAGAGAAUCAGACCACCAACCUGUGUCACGAUCAGAUUCCCUUAUUGAUGGAGGGCCAGGUUGGCUUGAAAAGGGGAUGACAGAUACUGCAAGCAUGGACUCAGAAACGUCUGUUACAUCAUCCACGUCUUCACUCCUUUGCAAAGUUGGACCAGCUUCUUCAUCAGGCCAUGACCGAACAUUACCCAAUGUCCUCACCAGGAUAAGGAACAUCAUAGAUAAUCGAGGCUCUACUCCUCAACAGUACAAAGAUUCUGACUUCAAACAGUAUUGGCUACCAGACAGUGUAAGUCGAGAAUGUUACGAAUGUGAGGAAAAGUUUACUACAUUCCGUCGAAGGCAUCACUGCAGAGUUUGUGGUCAAAUCUUUUGCUCUAGAUGCUGUAAUAGUAUGAUUCCAGGAAAGAUCAUUGGGUACACAGGUGAAUUGCGUGUUUGCACAUAUUGCUGCAAAGUAGUCCUCUCCUACCUGCAGUCAAGCAACCUGGCUGCUGAUGUUUUAGCAGAUCUGAGGGCAUUACAGGAAGAGCUGUUGCCACCCACACAUGGUCAACCAUUAGGCUCGCACUAUCAGGAUGCCACAUUAUACAGCUUCUCGGGGUCCAAUACUCCUCUAGCAACACCGAGAGGAACUCUCCGUCGGCGACCAUCACUUGGCUUCCAAGAAGAGAAGUAUGCCACCAGAACCAGGUAUUCUAGUGGAGAUUUUCAAGCAUUUGGUGUACACCGUGACAAUGAUCAGAUGACCGCAGAGCGUCAGUUAUUGUUGAGAGACUCGCAGCAGCUUCACUCAUUAUGGUCACACAUGGCAGGGGGGACUGGAGGACUUCCUUUGGGUUCUCAUCGACAUCGUCUUAAAUCAUUCCACAACUGUUUCAUAGGAAAGGAUCUGGUGCAGUGGCUCCUUGUUAAUGACAAAGCAUCUAGUAGAGCUUCAGCAGUAGCCAUCGGCCAAGCACUGCUAGAAGCAGGUUAUUUGGUGUGCAUAUCCCAGCCAGAGCAGGUGUUCGUUGAUGACUAUGUUCUGUAUCGUCCAUUGCGUCCAAACAGUGGAAAUUCAGAGAGAGAAGUGCAAGAAGGCUUGAGUCGCACUCAAGAUGGAGGGCAAGAACCUCUUUGGGUGAAGCAGAUUUCAAACAUGGCGGAAGAUUCAGUGAGUUCUAGAGGAUCACCCAGUAAUAAUAUGAUAUAUGAUGAGCCUGGACAUAGUGUAGAAACACCAACAUCUAUUACCUCAUCCACCUCAAACUACUGCCUCGAUCUCAACCUUCAGGAUAAUGUUGUCUCAAUGAGAAAGCCUCUAAACAUAUCUAGCAGACGAAGCAGCUUGGAUAGUGACGUGGUUGAUAGUAAAAGCCCUGUAGGCAGUCCUUUAGGAGAAGCCCCAUAUUCUACAACAGUUUCUGCAGCACUAAGUGCAAGUGCUCAGCUGUCACUCUCAAGGGAGGCCUUAGGAGGAACUACUGCUGUUAUGGCUGAGGAAGUCUUACAGGCUCUUCGAGGUCAUGAUAGAAAACUGUCUCAGGCGAGGACAAGCUGGCAACAAGAAGGAAAUCACAAUUUGGACAAUGAAGAAAUGGUUAUUAAACAGAGGCUUAAUGCUAUGUGGGAAUCUCACGAAACUGCUCUCUUGUGUCAGCUCCUUGAUUCUGGUGGUCUGUCAUCAUCCUGGGCAGAAGUAAUCCUUCCCAUUGUUCACACCGUCACAGACAUUAUCCGUCCAGAUGUCAAGAACGAUAGUGAUGACAUGGAUAUACGCCAAUACGUGCAGUUUAAGAAAGUUCCAGGAGGCAGUCGGAGUGAAUCUGAAAUACUGAAUGGAGCAGUGUGUACAAAGAAUGUUGCAGACAAAUCCAUGGCUGUACGACUUACAGACCCACAGAUUCUAUUGGUUGCCUCUACUAUAGAUUACCAACGAGGAAAUGACAAUAAGCUCUUGGCACUUGACAAUCUUUUACUACAAGAAGCAGACUAUCUCAAGAAUGUUGUGGCAAAAAUUGUCUCUUACAAGCCUGAUAUUAUCUUGGUUGAAAAGAGCGUAGCAUUUUUAGCACGAGAAUAUCUACAGGCUCAUGGUAUCACACUCGUCAUGAAUGUGAAGCCAUCAGUAAUGGAGCGAGUUGCAAGAUGUACGCAAGCAGAAUUGGUGUCCUCUAUUGAUGCCCAGUUAACCAGGCCCACAUUAGGAAUGUGUCACAAUUUUUAUGUGAGGUCCUUUUCUUUUCAAGGGAAAAAUAAGUUAAAAACUUUAAUGUUCUUCGAUGGCUGUGCUACUCAUUUGGGGUGUACUGUGAUUCUUCGGGGUGCCACAAAUGCAGAACUGAAGCGGGUGAAGAAAAUUAUGUAUUUUAUGAUAUAUGCAGUGUACAACUGGAAACUAGAAAGGUCAUUCUUAAUAGACGAAUUCAUUUUAAUACCUCCACUCCCCUCUGAAAGUUUUGAUCUAGAGGACCAAGUAUUUGAAGAUGAGCAUCCUCAAAAUGGGAAAACUGAAAACCUUGAUCCAGAUGAAAUCUCAGGAAAGGAUUCUAAUGAAAGUGAAGGUAAAGGUAAAGGUGACCUUGAAGCUAGUAGUGACUCGGGAAUUUUAACUCAAAGCUUGGAAAAUAACAGGAGUCAGUUUUUUAAGGAGUGUUUGGAAAAGGAGUCUCUAUGCUCCUCAGGGGAAACAUGUGUGCCAGUGGUUGGGACUUCAGACAAGGCUAAGUUGUCUCGAACGAUCAGUGAUUUCAGUGAUCCAUUACACUCGUAUCUUAAUUUGGGUGUAUCUCCUCAAGAAGGCCCUCUCGAGUCUUCCCAUCACUCCUUCUCAGUUGCUGAAUUACCAUUUUCUAAUAGUUUCAGAAAAGCAUUGGAGGAGACAAUUUUUUCAUGUUCUCCUUAUCUAAAGUACAGUGUUCCUUAUCUUGAAUCAGAAGCCGGAAGAAACUGCUUAUUACGGAAAUAUUUCCAGAAGAAUUUGUAUUUUUCGGUACAGUUAGAAAAGGACAACUUUAUGCGCCGCCCACGCUUUUCAGAGAUGGAUGCCAAAGAACUGAAGGAUGAAAAUCAGAAUGUAGAAAUUAGAUCUCCACAUGAAUUCAUUGAGAUGAAACUAACCAAAGAAGUUACUGAUAAAGAUAUCAGAGCAGUUUUAGCAGACUUUCGAGCACGAGGUGGGCAGAUGAGAAAUACAUGCAGAUGUGAGGGAUCUUUCACAGAACCAAAAGACCAGAAACACCUACAUGCUUCUUCAUCAUUGGAAAAAUCAGAAUCUCAUGGACAAGUGAUUGUUGAGGGACUGUCCAUUGAUGGUACAGGAUCCACAUCCAGUAUAAAUGCUAGUAACCACAAUAAUAACAAACAAAAUAUUAAUAAUUUUUGGAGUGGGCAGAGUGGGUUGAUGCUUACCUCUGAUGGACGUGUUGAUGCUCUUCACCCCUUCAAUCACCAGCGAUUAUCUCUUCUUUUUUCAAGCUAUUCCCAGUCGCUUGAGUCGCCUCCUGCUUUCUGUGUUAAUCCUUGGGUUUUAACAAUGGAUUUUUAUGGCAGGAAUGAUAUCCCUCUUGGAGCCUUCCUAGAACGCUACUGUUUUAGCCCUACGUAUACCUGCCCAUCUAGUCAUUGUUCUGUGGCAGUGGUAGAUCAUAUCAGAAAGUUUGUUCAUGAUACUGGUUGUGUGGAUGUUCUGCUGAGACGCCUUGAUACUGUCCUAGAUGACUCUAACUCAGGAUCGAUACUAAUGUGGAGCUGGUGUAAAGUUUGUCGUCAGGUUACCCCUGUGGUGCCUAUGUCUUUAGAAACAUGGUCACUGUCCUUCGCCAAAUACCUGGAGCUGCGCUUCUAUGGUGGCAAUUUUACAAGACGUGGAACAGAUGGAUGCCCUCAUUCUCUCCAUCAUGAUCAUUUUCAGUAUUUUGGUUUUAAGAAUCAAGUAGCAGUUUUCAAAUAUAUUGGAAUUACAUUACGAGAAAUUUUUCUUCCGCCAUCUGAGAUGAAACUGUGCAUCCAUCCAAUUACUCAAUCAUCUGUUGUGGAACUCAUCAAGGGUGUGGCCAUACAGGGCUACUCAGUGUUCUCUACAAUUUUUGAGCGUGUUACAACACUUUCUUCUGAGUGUGGAAGCCGCUGGGAGCCUCUCAUUGUGGAAAUCACCGAACAUCAGAAUAAACAGCGCCUGACAUUCAGAGAAAAGAUUGAAAGCAUACAGCUGCAGCUAACAUCACCAACACUAGAAGCGCGGCGCCUUCAUCCUCCCACACCUAACACUACUCAUGAAGUUACUACAACAAUGUUAGGCAUCACAGAUCAAGUUAUUCUCAUCAAGAGGCUCAUUGCUCAAGUUGUCACUGACUGGAAUGCCAAAGUCCAAGAUCUUGUACAGCUUCGAAAAAGAGAAGAGAAAUUAGAGAAGGCAAAAGUAAUGGCAACAAACAGUGGAGGUGGUGGUUUGCCUCGCCAGUCUACAAGUACUUCAUUAUCCACUUCCUCAGCAGCAUCAGCAUAUGCAACCACUUCUACAGGAGAAAUGUACAGUGCCCAGUCUCAUAAGCAAGGUGGUGAUACAGCUUCUGAAGCUUCUUCAGCAGCCAUGACUGGUCUCUCAACUGAUUCUCUCAGCCUGUCAACCUCUUUCAGUGAACUACCUGGUCAAGAACCUCCAAAAAACACCUCCAGUGAUGUUGUCGAAGAUGGAGUUGAAGAUGUAGUUGGUGGUCAGUCAUCGCCUGUGCCUCUGCCUCAGUUAAAUGAAACUCAGGAUACAAGAAAACUUCCAGAAGAGACCAAAGAGAAUUUACAAAAGGCAGUAGGAAUUGUGUGUGAGACGUCUUCUGCUGUGUACCUAACGGAGGAGAGGGAUCGCACCCUUCGGGCCUUGGAUGCCCUCACUAGCAACACCAAAUCACCACCUGAUCCAGGUAUCACUGUAUUGGCAAGCUGCUACCACUUAAAGUAUUGCUACUAACACUUAUAAAGCAGC
Cherax quadricarinatus is the source of this 5308-nucleotide messenger RNA. The record is from RefSeq and is a predicted model, not a curated record. NCBI's taxonomy places the organism in Eukaryota, Metazoa, Arthropoda, Malacostraca, Decapoda, Parastacidae.